AUGGGACGCUUAGAGGACAUGGAUCCAUCAAUAAUGAUGAUGUACAUGCCGCUAAUGGCUCGAACUCCUCUUCGCCCUAUAGCAGAGCCCCAAGAAAUUUCAGGACUUGUGACAUUCCUUUGCCUUCCUGCUGCUUCAUAUAUUACAGGGCAGGUCAUUGUUGUUGAUGGUGCAUACACAGCAGGUGGUUUCUAG
This is a messenger RNA of Ilex paraguariensis (yerba mate), 195 nucleotides long. The record is from the annotation of a GenBank genome assembly. Lineage: Eukaryota; Viridiplantae; Streptophyta; Magnoliopsida; Aquifoliales; Aquifoliaceae.